GCUGCUCUCCGCUGUCGCUCCCGGGCCUCGGGAUGACACCGCCUCCGCCCGGAUGCGCCUCCCUCGGCGCCCCGCGCGCCCGCGUUCCCAGUCCGCUGGCUCGGUCCGGGCUCCCGCUGCGGCUGCUGCUGCUGCUCUGGACGGUCGCCGCCUCCCAAGGCCACCCGAGGAACGGACCCCGCAUCUCCGCUGUCUGGAAAGGCCAUGCAGGGCAGGACCAUGUGGACUUUGGCCUGGCCGAGCCGCACACGGUGCUUUUCCACGAGCCGGGCAGCUCCUCCGUGUGGGUGGGUGGACGCAGCAAGGUCUAUGUCUUCGACUUCUCCAAGGGCAGGAACGCCUCCAUGCGCACAGUGAACAUUGUCUCCACGAAGGGGUCCUGCCGGGACAAGCAGGACUGCAAGAACUACAUCACGCUCCUGGAGAAGCAGGGUGAGGGCUUGCUGGUCUGCGGCACCAAUGCCCGGCGCCCCAGCUGCUGGACCCUGGUGAAUGACACUGCAGAGUUGCUUGGUGAGAGGAGAGGCUAUGCCCCCUUCAGCCCGGAUGAGAACUCCCUGGUUCUGUUUGAUGGCUCUGAGGUGUACUCCACUAUCCGGAAGCAGGAAUACAAUGGGAAGAUCCCUCGGUUCCGCCGUAUCAAGGGUGAGAUUGAGCUGUACACCAGUGAUACUGUCAUGCAAAACCCGCAGUUCAUCAAGGCCACCAUUGUGCACCAAGACCAGGCCUACGAUGACAAGAUCUACUACUUCUUCCGAGAGGACAACCCUGACAAGAAUCCCGAGGCCCCUCUCAACGUGUCCCGAGUGGCCCAGCUGUGCAGGGGGGACCAGGGUGGAGAGAGUUCACUGUCCGUCUCCAAGUGGAACACCUUCCUGAAAGCCAUGCUGGUGUGCAGCGAUGCCACCAGCAACAAGAACUUCAACAGGCUGCAGGACGCCUUCCUGCUCCCUGACCCUAAUGGCCAGUGGAGGGACACUAGGGUCUAUGGCGUUUUCUCCAACCCCUGGAACUACUCUGCUGUCUGCGUGUACUCCCUCGGUGACAUUGACAAGGUCUUCCGCACUUCCUCACUCAAGGGCUAUCACUCAGACCUUCCCAACCCACGGCCUGGCAAGUGCCUCCCAGACCGGCAGCCGAUACCCACAGAGACCUUCCAGGUGGCCGACAGUCACCCUGAGGUGGUGCAGAGGGUGGAGCCCACGGGGCCUCUGAAGACGCCACUGUUCCACUCUAAGUACCACUACCAGAAAGUGGUUGUCCACCGCAUGCACGCCAGCAACGGGGAGACCUUCCAUGUGCUUUACCUAACCACAGACAAGGGCACCAUCCACAAGGUGGUGGAGUCGGGGGAACGGGAACACAGCCUUGUCUUCAGCAUCUUGGAGAUCCAGCCCUUUCACCGUCCGGCCACUAUCCAGGCCAUGUCACUGGACUCUGACCGGCGGAAACUUUAUGUGAACUCCCAGUGGGAGGUGAGCCAGGUGCCCCUGGACCUGUGUGAGGUCUACAGUGGGGGCUGCCAUGGCUGCCUCAUGGCCCGAGACCCCUACUGCGGCUGGAACCAGGACCGCUGCGUCUCCAUCUACAGCUCCCCAAAGUCAGAGCCAGUGCUGCAGUCCAUCAAUCCAGCCGAGCCACACAAGGGGUGCCCCAACCCAAAGCCAGAACAAGCCCCACUGCAGAAGGUUUCCCUGGCCCAGAACUCUCGCUACUACCUGAGCUGCCCCAUGGAGUCCCGCCACGCCACCUACUCGUGGCGCCACGAGAACAGUGUGGAGCAGAGCUGUGAGCCCGGCCACCAGAGCCCCAACUGCAUCCUGUUCAUCGAGAACCUCACGGACCUCCAGUACGGCCACUACUACUGCGAGGCCCAGGAGGGCUCCUACCUCCAUGAGGCUCAGCACUGGCAGCUGCUGCGCGAGGAUGGCGCCAUGACCUCACACCUGCUGGGCCGCGCCCGCGCCCUGGCUGCCUCCCUCUGGCUGGGUGUCCUGCCCACGCUUACUCUUGGCCUGCUGGUCCAUUAGGGCCUCCUGGGGCUGGGCAUGCUGCGGGCUUCUGCAGCCCCAAGGCACUGGAAAAGUCUCACACCCAGAACCGGCUGGGCCCGGAGCUCCUUGCCCACCACUUCUUCCAGGGGAACUACAUAACCCGACGGGGAACGCCAGGCCUGGAGAUGGCCAGCCGCAGGCGGCUGCUGGGCCCCGGUGGGGCAGGGGUGGGUGUGGGCCAGAGAAUGGAGGCUCUGACUGUGAAGCUGGCGCCUUGCUGACCCGAGACUUUAUCUUUUGGAGACCAUUUUUCAAAAACUGCUCCUCAAACUGACUAAAUGCAAUGAUGCUCUUGGCCUAAGAGCCUGUGGCCCAGAGAGUGGGGUUUAAAAAGGGGAGUUGGGACCCCAUCUCUGGACGUUUGGGCUGAGGCCUGAGUCCUUCUGGACUCUCUAUACCCAAAUUGCCCCCCUCAUCCUCCCUCCUGCCAUGGCUGGGGGUGGCUAGUGUUCCCGCAGGCCCAGGGCUGCCCUCUGUGGCCCCCUCACCAGCCCUGGGUCUCACUAGGCAGCUGCCUUGCAUGUUUAUUGAAGGAUGUUUGCUUUCCGGACAGAAGGACGGAAAAAGCUCUAUUUUUAUGUUAGGCUUAUUUCAUGUAUAGCUACUUCUGACUGCAUCUGUAUGAAAUACCAAAACUGCGUGCUGGGGUGGGGUGGGGAGGGAGGGGCUGGGGAAGGGAUG
Messenger RNA from Delphinapterus leucas (beluga whale), 2735 nucleotides. RefSeq names its product semaphorin 7A (JohnMiltonHagen blood group) (gene SEMA7A). Gene Ontology annotation, molecular function: semaphorin receptor binding; integrin binding; chemorepellent activity. Gene Ontology annotation, cellular component: plasma membrane; external side of plasma membrane. The record is from RefSeq and is a predicted model, not a curated record. Gene Ontology annotation, biological process: semaphorin-plexin signaling pathway; axon guidance; regulation of inflammatory response. NCBI's taxonomy places the organism in Eukaryota, Metazoa, Chordata, Mammalia, Artiodactyla, Monodontidae.